Messenger RNA from Engraulis encrasicolus (European anchovy), 1168 nucleotides. RefSeq lists its product as uncharacterized. Gene Ontology annotation, biological process: regulation of apoptotic process. The transcript has 5 exons. The record is from RefSeq and is a predicted model, not a curated record. Bases 82 to 759 code for a protein of 225 amino acids. NCBI's taxonomy places the organism in Eukaryota, Metazoa, Chordata, Actinopteri, Clupeiformes, Engraulidae.
GGGAAGUCUAAGGGCAGUGGUAUAAGUUAACAUUCCUCCACAUCGACGUUCAAAUAGGCUACAGGUUGUUCCUUCGUGGCUAUGGAGUUGAGCAAACAGUUCCUCAGAACCAACAAACCAAGGCUCGUGGAAUAUUUGCGAGUAAACAGUAAUCUGACAUUACAAGGUGUCCAUGCCAAAGGAAUUCUAACUGACCGCGAGUAUGGAGCUCUACGGGAUAUUGCCGACCAUGAUAAACUUAAUCAGUCUAUUAUUGACAACGUGUACGACAAGGGUGAUAAAACGUGCGCCAAAUUUCUUCACAUGCUAAAGGAUGAUGCGGAAAUACAGGAGACCGUUCCUCAACUCGGCAAAUUAUUGAGUUCUUGGCGAGAAACACCAGGUGAAAAUGUGUCACAUGCUUCAGGGGGUGGACGUGGCAAUGUCACCGGAGGAAUAUCAGGUGCAUGUGCCUCAGAUGAUGCCAGCGCCAAGAUACCAGACAAACUUGAUUUCUUCCAGAAGAGCUUGUGUCGUCUUAACAAUGGUGUGACAGAGAUCAACAGCAUUCUGGAUUAUCUGGGGGAGCGGAAAUUUAGCAAGGAGAGUACUGCUCUAGUCAACGCACAACCGACACAACAAGCCCAGAUGAGGAAGAUUAUAAAUUUAAUUACAACCAAGAAGCUCGCCGGGCAUCUCUUUGAUGCACUGGUGAAAUAUCAGGAGGAUUUAAUGGAGGAACUGGUUGAGGAAUACCUGAAUAAGAAUAAUGACAAUUAAUGAAAUGUUUAAUUAAGUGAAUGUAAGCAAAACAUUCACUUGGGAUAUGUUUUAAGGGCCUACUUUGUAAUAACUUUGGUGCUAAUAAUGGCAAUUCCUUGUCCUUUUUAACGAUUGUUUUCAAGUGGGCUAUUUCUUUGACUUCAAGUAAAACAUUUGUAUGUACAUGAAUACCAUUUUUAUGGACAAUUCUGAACUUAAUUACUUUCGUGAUGUUGAACUGUGAAUGUGGAUGCCAUAAUUCCACUUCUCAUGUCUGGUAAAUGAGUUGAGGUGAAUCUUUCAUAUAUAGGACCUUUGCUGAAAUCAAGUCAAUCUUUAUGAAACCUGUCACUGAAUGUGUAAUCAAACAAGCCACAGGGGCUAACCUUGACCAAAUGAAUCGUUUACUCUGUUAUAAGUUCAUUAC